AAAUAAAAAAAUAUAUACUAUCAUUCCAGAAGGAGAGAGUCCACUGCAGUAAAAACUAAUUCUGUUUGGAAUAAGCAAUAAAUCCUUAAACCCUAUUCUCAGUUCAGUAGCGCCAUCUCAUCCAUCUGCUCCACCAAAAGCCCAAAGACUGAUCCUUUUUUACAUUUUCUGAAAUUCUCAGAACGAAUCCUCGGAACUUCGUCUAUCAUGUCCUGCCCAACCCUCAAUUACUCUCCAUCUCUAAAACUUGGCGGGGGUUACAGCUUCUCCAGCUCGCGGUUUUCAAUGCCAUUGCUGCCGUCGAAAGGGCUGUUUUCUAGGAGCCCUUUAUACGGCGGAGCCCUCAGUUUAUCCACUACUAGGUGGGAUUCAUGUCGUCACGUCAGCGAUCUAUGGUGGCCCUCCAGCACCUUCAGGUGUGCCGCUGAAAAAUCGGAGUCUGGGGUUUCAGUUGAUCGUCACGUCAGCAACGAAGAUAGGGUGGUUGUGCUGGUUAUUGGUGGAGGAGGAAGAGAGCAUGCACUUUGCUAUGCAUUGCAGCGAUCACCCUCUUGUGAUGGUGUGUUCUGUGCACCAGGGAAUGCAGGGAUUUCCAACUCAGGGGAUGCCACUUGUAUUCCUGACCUUAAUGUUUCUGAUAGCUCAGCUGUGAUUUCAUUCUGUCAAAAAUGGGGUGUCGGGUUGGUUGUUGUGGGACCAGAGGCUCCCCUUGUUUCUGGUCUUGCGAAUGAUUUGGUAAAUUUUGGAAUACCGACUUUUGGCCCUUCAGCUGAGGCUGCUGCUUUAGAAGGUUCAAAGAACUUUAUGAAGAGCAUUUGUGACAAAUACAAAAUUCCUACUGCCAAGGUUUGUUUUAGAAUUCAUUGCUAUGGGAAGUCCUAGAAUCAUGUUUUGGUAGCUGUCUCUGUUCAAUACAAAAGCAAUCCUUUAGUGGUUUUAGAUAUGAUUUUCUGAUACUAGAUAUUAUUUGUCAUUUUAUUGAUUUUAGAAAUUUAUCAUCUUUGACGGGAUGAUAUGUAACAGAAGAAACUUUACAUUCUUUGUGUUGCAUUUUAUCAUUCUCUAUUCUUUAUGACCAGAAUCUCCAGUAAUGCUACUAGUGGAACUAUUCUCUGAGGCAGAAUAAAAAUUUUCAAGUCAA
Messenger RNA from Rubroshorea leprosula, 1141 nucleotides. The record is from the annotation of a GenBank genome assembly. NCBI's taxonomy places the organism in Eukaryota, Viridiplantae, Streptophyta, Magnoliopsida, Malvales, Dipterocarpaceae.